Sparassis crispa is the source of this 3186-nucleotide messenger RNA. RefSeq names its product Probable sulfite reductase [NADPH] flavoprotein. The transcript is spliced from 4 exons. Gene Ontology annotation, cellular component: cytosol. The record is from RefSeq and is a predicted model, not a curated record. Gene Ontology annotation, molecular function: sulfite reductase (NADPH) activity; flavin adenine dinucleotide binding; FMN binding. NCBI's taxonomy places the organism in Eukaryota, Fungi, Basidiomycota, Agaricomycetes, Polyporales, Sparassidaceae. Bases 1 to 3186 code for a protein of 1061 amino acids.
AUGGCCGUUGAUAUGUCUGGAGUUUCAACACCGCUAUCGUCCACCGCUACAUUGUCGGGCACGUCCUCUCCGAAACUGACGACUUUGGAGAAAAACAUUGCCAACGGCCCUGCAAUCCCGGCUUCUACUGCGAUUGAAUACAUUGCUUCGCGUUCGAGCUUGAGCUCGUCCGUCUUUGUCUAUGAUCUCGCAGAACAGGCGGGCUUCGGCACUCUCACCAAAUCAUGGGCGGAAUCGAGCAGCGACGUAGCCUCCGUUGUGAGUCUGCAGACUAGAGCUGGUGCCGGCUUGAGCUUGGUCGGAAGGCUUUCCCAAGGAUCGAGCAAGGAUACCAAAGGUGCAGUCCUCACGGCAUUUACGACUCCCACUGGCUUGGCUGCCAUGGUGCAGUCACUAUCCUACCUACCGCCUGCUACUGCGAGCAGCAGGCUAAUUAUACAGGUGCCUACCGUCACUCCCGUCGGCGAAAACUUCUCGUUGUCGCCCACCCUUGCACCUCUUGCCCCCGUCUUCUCCAUGUUACCCGACAGCUUCACCGUUCUCCUGUCCGCGGCACCCCAGGAGGCUGUAGAUCUUACCGCGCUCUCUUACAAAUUGACCGACACUCAUGUCAUCCAUCUCUUCGACCACUACAGCUCUGCCAGGGAGACCGGUCAUAGCAUCAUUCCGGCAGUCCCUUCGCAGGAAGCCGGACUGACGGUCAAGGAGGGACUGACCAAGGCUGGAUAUGGUGCUUUCGACUAUGCCGGGGACAAGGAAGCGCACACGGUAAUUGUGCUGCUGAAUGGACCGCUGGCGUUGGUCGCGAAGGCGAUUGCGUCGCAUGUCUCAGGUCUGGGAGUCGUCGUAGUCCGUCUGCUUAGGCCUUGGGACGAGGAUGCAUUGAGGCAGAUCAUCCCAGCUUCCACCAGGCAUAUUCAUGUGCUCGAUGAUGUUCCGACCGAGACGACCCAAGGAGCAUUGUACAUGGAUGUGUUCGCCUCCGUGCUAGAUCCUAUGAACUCCGGUCCUGUGGUCAAGUCUCAUCGCAUCGUCUCGUCGCACACGCAGGAGUUCCUUACCAGACCGGCCAUUUUCGUCUCUUUCCUCUGUGAGCUCGUUCCCACUGCCGUUCCAGCAUCAAUAGAUGCUCCCAACUUGAAGAAGUUAUUGUUCUUCAGCGUCCCAGAUUCCCCACUAUCUGUCCUCCCGCGCAUGGUAGAACAGACUUUCCUGACGCAUCCUUCCAUCUCAGCACGUCUUGUCACCGAUCAUGACGUGUUCGCCAAGGUCACGGUUGACCGUCUUCUACUCUCCCCGAAGGACGAUAAGUCGCCGUUCGUCCCACUUUCCGUUACGCUGCCCAUUACGCCUGGGAGCCCAGGAGAAGCGGAUUUCGUGGCUGUAUCGGACCAGGCACUGUUGAAGUCUCACUCGAUCAUCACUCACGCCAAAGCAGGAUCUGUUCUACUUAUCGUUACGUCUUGGACUGCAGACGAACUCGUCUCGAACGUCUCGCUAGAAGUUGCAGCGCUGGUCCAUGAGAAGAACUUGCGCCUCUACAUCAUCACUGCGAAGGAACUAGCCGCUGACCUGAGUGACGUCGUAGGCACGGCUCGGAAGACGUUGGAGGACGUUAUUGUGUAUCUGGCGUUCUUGCGGUUGUAUCUCGCCCAGGUUGCAACCGAGGAGCUUGUCAUCAAGCUUGCACAGAGCACGUUGGGACCGAUUGUUCAGGGAGUUAACCUCUUGAAGGUCGGGUCCAGGACCUGGAGUGCGUUGGUGCAGGUCGACACCCCUGCGCCGGCGAAGGAUGUGGAAGGUGCUGAAGCCGAGACAGCCAAAUCCGUCGCUCUCAAAGACUUCGUGUUCAAUACCAUCGCGGUAGAGAUUUUCGAUGGAGACACCGUCGCGAGCGGUGCACGUCUAGGUUCGUGGCACGAUGCGGCUAAACAUAUCAUCUUCCCUACUGCGUUCACGCCUGAGGGCUUAAUACCCGGAAGCGAGCUCUCACAGGAUCCGUCUCUACGUCCCGACCUCGCUGAACGAACUUACCUCAUCACUUGCACGGUUAACCGUCGACUCACGCCCGAGGACUACGACCGCAAUGUCUUCCACCUCGAGUUCGACACAAGCGGGACUGGGCUAAAGUAUGAGAUUGGCGAGGCAUUGGGUGUGCACGGGUGGAACGACACCCAGGAAGUGCUCGACUUUUGCGCUUGGUACGGCAUCAAUCCUGACCGCCUCAUCACCAUCCCUGUUCUCGGCAGCGACGGCAUCAAAUUGCACACACGUACGGUUUUCCAGGCGCUGCAGCAGCAGAUCGACUUGUUCGGCAAGCCGGGCAAGUCUUUUUAUACCGACCUGUCAGAGUACGCGAGUACUAAGGCGGACAAGUACGCGCUGCAGUUCAUCGGCUCGCCGGAAGGCGCUGCUACGUUCAAGAAGCUGUCUGAGAAGGACACGGUGACGUUCGCGGAUAUUUUGAUGCGGUAUAGCAGCGCGAAGCCGGGCAUCGAGGCGCUCUGCGAGCUCAUUGGAGACAUCAAGCCUCGGCACUACAGUAUUGCAAGUGCCCAGGCCGUGGUGGGCGAUAGGGUUGACCUCCUCGUUGUCAGUGUGGAGUGGGUGACACCGAGUGGUUGUUCUCGGUAUGGCCAGUGCACAAGAUAUCUCGCAGGUCUGAAAGUUGGCCAGAAAGUGACCGUCUCAAUCAAACCUAGCGUGAUGAAGCUUCCUUCUGACAACAUGCAGCCCAUAAUCAUGGCCGGUCUGGGCACAGGCGCAGCGCCCUUCCGGGCCUUCCUCCAGCACCGUGCCUGGCUUGCCGCACAGAACAUCCCGGUGGGACCGACGUACUACUACUUCGGAUCGCGCCACCAGUCGCAAGAGUACCUGUAUGGCGAGGAGAUUGAGGCGUACCUUCAAGAAGGGACGAUCACGCGCGCGGGGCUUGCGUUCUCGCGCGACGGUCCACGCAAGGUAUACAUCCAGCACAAGAUGCGUGUAGACUCUGAGGAGCUUGCGCGCAUGUUGUGGGACGACCGCGGUGUGUUCUACCUGUGUGGUCCUACCUGGCCUGUGCCGGACGUGUAUGAGGCGCUUGUGGAGGCGCUCGUGAAGCACACGGGCGAGGAGCAGGAGGCCGCUGGUGCUUUCUUAGAGGGCCUGAAGGAAGAGGAGCGCUAUGUGCUUGAGGUGUAUUAG